GUUUACCGAGCUUACCAGCUAGUUUAGCGUAUGAAUAUCUCAGGCCUCCUUUGUAGCUAAAGCAAAGCCAAGCGAACAAAAGGAGAAAAAUUAAUGGAGGCGAGUGAAGCUAGCUCCCCCUUGUCUUGUUUGCGUUAGCCAUGUUUGUUUACAGCCCCACGAAGCUGUUGACAGCUGGUUAAGGUGCGGUGUGACACACGCAGAGUAAUGAAGGGACACCUUACUUUAACAGAUAUAUACCAAACUAGCAUUUUAAACAUUUUUAUCAACCCCCUGCUAUCGUCAGCUAGCUGCUAGCAAUGCCACAGUUUGGAGGCAGCUUGUCUAAAAAUGGCUCUCAGGGCACUGAAACGUUGACUUUUUGAUGCACUUUUAACUUUCCAGACAGCAGCAGCAGCAGCAGCCUGUGGGAUCUGAAAAAUAAUGGACGAUUCCCAUUUCAACUCAUCGUACUUUUGGUCUCCCGUCCCCACUGUACAAGGACAGAUCGAGAACGCCAUGUUCCUGAACAAGGCGAAGGAGCAGCUGGGUCAAGAGAAGGCCAAUGCGGCCUCCUUCCCUCACUCCUCUGCGUCUUCCACCUCCUCCCCACACUACCCCAUGGCCGUGCUCGCCAUCCCCGGCUCAGUGGACGCAGGGGCGGGAGCGCGAGUGGUCCCCAAGCAGGAAGGAGGUGGGGGCGCUGCAGGAGGAGGAGGGGGUGGCAACAGUUUAGUCGGAGGACACCUGCACCAGUCGCACCCCUCGCAGAACAUCACCGUUGUGCCUGUUUCCUCCACGGGUAUCAUGACCGCAGCGGGGUUAGUGAUCACCACCCCUCAAGGCACGCUGCUGCCCACGUCCUCCACACAGUCGUUUGUAACCGGACACCCCGCUGCCACCACCAUGAUAGUGUCUGCGCUGCACCAGUCGAAUACGGACAAGAAGGAAAACAUGGGAAACCCUUCUGCUGUUGUCAUGCCGACGCCAUCAAAGCGAGGCAGGAAGAGCAAACAGCUGAUGGGAAGGUUGGCGGGAGUGGGAGGGGUCCUCCCUCCGGGAAGCGAUGCGUUGAUAUUGGCUCACCUCGCUGCUGGAGGACAGCAUCACUCUGUGGAUCCGUACGAUAUAUCCAAUGAUGAAGAUGAUCAUCCCAGCAAAGACGGACCCAAAUCCUACAGGUGUCGGAUGUGUGCAUUGACAUUCUUCAGCAAGUCCGACAUGCAGAUCCACGCCAAGUCGCACACUGAGGCCAAGCCCCACAAGUGCCCCCACUGCUCCAAGUCGUUUGCCAACUCCAGCUACCUGUCCCAGCACAUCCGCAUCCACAGCGGGGCCAAGCCCUACUCCUGCACCUACUGCCAGAAAACAUUCAGGCAGCUCAGUCACCUCCAGCAGCACACACGAAACCACACUGAGGCCAAGCCCCACAAGUGUCCCCACUGCUCCAAGUCGUUUUCCAACUCCAGCUACCUGUCCCAGCACAUCCGCAUCCACACCGGGGCCAAGCCCUACUCCUGCUCCUACUGCCAGAAAACAUUCAGGCAGCUCAGUCACCUCCAGCAGCACACACGGAUUCACACCGGUGACCGACCGUACAAGUGUAGCCAUCCCGGCUGUGAAAAAGCUUUCACUCAGCUGUCCAACCUGCAGUCUCACCGUCGGCAGCACAACAAAGACAAGCCGUACAAGUGCCACAACUGUAACCGUGGUUACACGGAUGCUGCCAGCCUGGAGGUGCACCUGUCCACGCACACCGUCAAACACGCCAAGCUGUUCUCCUGUGGCCUUUGUAACCGGUCGUACACCUCGGAGACAUAUUUAAUGAAACACAUGAGGAAGCACAACCCCGACCCGCUAACAGUGGCAGCAACAGUCGCUGCUCAGCAGGCGCAGGGCCUCACGCCAGGCAGGGGCCGAGGACGUGGUCGAGGGAGAGGAGGUGGCGGGGGCAGAGCGGGGCAGCUCCAAAACCAGACCAACCCUAACAACACCAACCAGAACCCUAACCCUGGACCCCCAGGAGGCUACCCCCAGCAGCACUCGGAAGCUGUGGUUCAGUGCCCGUUUGACCUUCACCAGUACAAGACGGUGGCUGCCGGCGAGAUCCAGUACAAACCAGUCAGUGUGGGAGACCUGCCAGUGACCCACAAAGACCUCUGCCUCACUGUCUCCACAUCAGCCAUACAGGUGGAGCACAUGAACUCAUAGACUGCGUUUUCCUACUCUGUUUGAGAGAUAACUAAUCGUGUCUGAAGUGUAAAAAAAAAAAAAAAAAAAAAGGUCCAUAUGAGCAAGUAAUUAAACUGCAUUCAGUAUUUUAGUCGUCUGAAGAAAGAAAGAAAAAAGUCUGAGAAAAUAUUCAAACCAUCCGCUUUAUUAAGUGGAAUCAGUUCAGACUCUCUUCCUUCUGACUCUAAGAUGAGCAAACAGAGGACCUUAAAACCCCAAUUAUAAAUCCCACAGACCUGAGCUUCCGCCAUGAUGAGCUCUGCGCCUCGGGUUGUGAAGUACAGACUCACAGCCCUCGACUGCUCCCCUCCGCUGAUCUCUUGUUCUCUGUAAUGGGAGCCUUUCAAUCAAACCAGCACUUCACCGGGUAUAUUGUUGAACAGUAUACCUCUGCUUUCUUUAAGUGCAGGUUUAUAACCUAGGUCCAGGUCGUUCUGUAUCCCAGCACACUUUGCACAGUGUAGCGGCGGCUUACGGUACACGAUGAUUGGGGUGAGUUUUCAAUCGGGUCAGGGCGUGUGCAGUGAGUCAUGGUGGAGGCUGCACUUGGAGUCAUGGCGGUGCAUGUCUCAGCAUUUUCUACUGGUUUGUUGGGGGUAACGGUACGUAGGACGCAGCUUACCUUUGAGGUGGAGAAAUGCGUCUUAUACACCCAAUUGUACGAUCAUUUUCAACGAUACAAGCAAAAGUCAAAUUCCCCCAAGGGUCCGUUUUUUUUCUUUUGUUUGAAGAUGUUUUAAUGCUGAAUGCAGCGCGAAAUUACUUGUCAUAACAGAUAUUUUACAACGUGCUUCUUGAUUCCUGAGCCCACUCGUGCCAAGUAUCUCUCAGACUAAAAACUGCUCCGGGUAGCGUAAGUCGUUCAAAUCUUCAGCAUGCAGCCAAAUUCAGUUUGAGCUUUUAUAUGAUUGUGAAUUAGAAUAUAUUCAUACCUGAACUUCUCCUAAGAAUCUUGAGUCUAACCAGCAGCUCUUCUCUGGGAAUCAAACGAGGCUCGCUCGUGUCUCUUUUGACUGCGUUGUUUGCAGUGGGCAUCACUGGAGGAUGAAGAUGUAAAAUAUCUGUAGAGUAAAAAAAAUGACACUUUUCUCUGCACAUCAAUGAUCCAGAGGACGGCGUUAUUUUCAACAUAUUUAGAUCAUAUUAACCUGAACAUUCUCCGCUAUUUAGUUCAAGCCAAAACAAGAGAGAGAAACACAACGAGGAGUCAGAGAUGAGAAACUGUGGCGUUUUUAAAAUGUCAGCGGAGAAGGACGGGCAGAUGUAUUGUUUCAAAACGGAGAAAUGACUCAAUAAAAAAAACGUUUAAAUGGCUUUUGAAUGACACCAUCGACGUGCCGAGGAGGAGAAAGGCCGAGUGUGUGCCUGAGUGAAGACAACAGGAGGGGAAGCUCAGCAGACAGAAAAGGAUGAGAUGCUUUUUAGGGUGAAACCUGGACCUGAAUCUCAACGAGUGCAUUUGACAUCUCCUUACUUACACCCACCUCCCUUCAGACAGCGAGGCGACGAGGAUCUUUAUCGGAGCCCAAAGUUUGGGAUGAAAGAGCUUCAAGAAUGCACUAAAUUUGAGGAAUCUGCAGCAGAACGAGAUGGAAACAGGAGAGAAAAGGGGGGCGGGAGGGGUCCUAAAGAAAGCACUUGAUGAAGCUCGUACUUCACGCCUGUUUGUCAUCAUUUUACUUUUUUUUAUAUAUCAUGUAUGUAUUUUUCUACCAACAGAGGAACACGUGAACAAACUCGGAGAGAAAGCAAAGUGAACGCAUGAAUGUGAAGGGAACAGAGAAAACAGAGAGUCCCCCCCCCCCCUUAUUUGUGUUAUUAUACAAAGAGAGACAGUUUACUAUCCUCCAAUGGGUACAGCCCGACUCAUCGUUUCAGGGCGGUUUUUGGGGGAAUAUUGAUUGUGUGAAAAAAUGGCUGACAGGUACUGUUAUCAAUCUUUUUUUUUUAAAGAACUUUUCAUACAUAUUAUUACUACUCUCAUUAUUACUGUAUUGCAAAUGUUAUCCACAUUAUUAUCAAUCCGAGGCAUUAUUGUAUUGCAGUAUGCUGUACAUAAAAUAGAUAGAAAAUACUUUUUCAUCCUUAAAAGGGAAGUUUGUCUCAUGUAAAGCUUAUAUGGAAACUAAAGGAACUCAAUCUGACAUGUUUAAAAUCACCGGCUGUGUCCCAGGUCACCUUUAGAGCUGACGGACCCUCGCUGAAGACCUUUUGAUUUCUUACUGGACAACGUGUUUCUCUCUUUAAGUGACAAGCUGUGCAUCAUUUCCUGAAACUUCAGAGUGCUCAGGAGUAUUUUUUUCUUUGUCCAGAUGAUCUACAUGUUUUGUAGGAGACAAAAAUGAGGACUGCAGAGGCUGCUCAGAGAGGCCUUCCCUGUACAAGUGGACACAGUGUUGUCCUUCUCAUAUUGCCAGUUCGAGGCGCAUUCUUUACACCCCGGUGAUGUCUCGUCUUUAGCGUGAACGUCCCAGAGGCGUAACAGCGGGACUGAGUCGACCCACUUGUGUGCCUGCCUCUGAGGUAGUAACAGAGGCGUUACAGGGGCGAGAAGGUAUCAUUGUCAAACGGGGGAGCGUGUGGGGGAAAUCGGCGACGUGUGUGCGUUUGCGUUUGGAGCCCUCUCUGUUUCUUGUUUUCACUGCAAUGUUAGAUAACAGCCUGAGACUCCAAUAUGAUGCUGCUGUGGAAACGACAGCUCUUUACCAUAACAAAGUUCUACCAUCAUUGGUGUCCCAGUGUGGGAAUUCACAUUGCGUUACGGCAUUGUGGAAAACCAAGCGGCACAGGGAACACAGCAGGAUCUUCACAUACACACGUACUCAGAUAUGCACAAACCCCCCCCCCCCCCCCCCCUUUACGCCUGUUACAACCUCCGAUGGCGGAUCAGAGGCGGAACGACUUUGCAUCACCUUUCUGCAUCUAUGCGUUAAACAUAGCACGGGACGCAUGGCAGGGGUCUAAGUUUCCCGCCUUCACCUAGCAGUCUGUAAGCGGCCCAUUGUGACGGUGUUGCUGAAUCACAAUCUGAAAAAAGGGCUCAUCGCUUCACUCAGAGAACCGUGGUUAUCAUGUAACAAGGUGAUACUCUAAUUAUGAAUCAACCGGAAAGGGUUCGACCUUAGUGACUGUAUGUUUAAUUAAAAGAGAAAAGCCUUUCAUGAAGAGGUCACAAGGUCAUCAGGAUACAAAACCUUCAAGAAUUCUUCGAAGAAUUCCACAAUUCAACGUUUAUACUGAUAUCACAAAGUCUGCUGCCAUACUUCUGUAUUUUCUUUAUUAAACACAGUCGCCUGCAAACUUUGGGAGAGGAUACUAUCAUUUAAAACAAUCAGUUUAAAAAACCAACACAGACCGUUUUGAUCUGAAGGUUUAUAUCAAUGAUUCAUGGUUUGAAAACCAGACUGUGACGUGGCUGACCUGGGUGACCUGGAACACGGCAGACAUGUUUUUGUACACAAGCUGUUUGUUCUCAUUCAAAAUGUUCAAGCAGCCCGUUCCACUGGCUGACAGUCUUCAUGUAUACUCCUUGUAUUUCAUUGUGUCUUUUUAUGGAAGAUAACACCUUCUCAAUACUCAUGUUAAUGUUAUUACUGAUGCUCCUGAUAGAAAUAAUACGUUCUUCAUCUGCCCUCUUAUGCUACACUCUCGCAUACUGUACGCACAGUUACACCUCUUGCUCAUCUGAACAGACUGUUUCUUCCCGUAAGGAGAAUAAAGUUUCAAAACAAACUAUGAUGAAAAUAAA
Messenger RNA from Labrus mixtus (cuckoo wrasse), 5959 nucleotides. RefSeq names its product zinc finger protein 384 a (gene znf384a). The transcript is spliced from 11 exons. NCBI's taxonomy places the organism in Eukaryota, Metazoa, Chordata, Actinopteri, Labriformes, Labridae. Gene Ontology annotation, biological process: negative regulation of transcription by RNA polymerase II. Gene Ontology annotation, molecular function: RNA polymerase II cis-regulatory region sequence-specific DNA binding; DNA-binding transcription repressor activity, RNA polymerase II-specific; chromatin insulator sequence binding. Bases 424 to 2190 code for a protein of 588 amino acids. Gene Ontology annotation, cellular component: chromosome; nucleus. The record is from RefSeq and is a predicted model, not a curated record.